CUGCAGAAUGCGGUGUGGGAGGCAGAGGGCCAGUAGGCCGUAGGGGUGUGAUUAAUUGACCAUGUUUGGGGAAGCAGCAUUAAUUAUGAUCGAUGUUUUAUAUAAAACGUAAACAACUUUGAAAAGCCUACCACAACCAUUAUUGAGCGAUUUUAGAUAAAGAGUUUCUUUGACAAGAUGAGUGCUGUAUGUGUAAUGAAAGGUGAGAAGGUGACUGGCACCAUCCACUUCAAGGAGGAUGGCGACUCCCUAGUGCUCACUGGCGAGCUCACUGGACUAUCCCCAGGAGAGCACGGCUUCCACAUUCACCAGUUCGGCGACAACACACAGGGCUGUACAUCCGCUGGUGGUCACUUCAACCCCGAGGGCAAGCAACACGGAGGCCCCAACCACAACGAACGACACGCCGGUGAUCUCGGCAACGUCACAGCUGAUGAGAGCGGCAAGGCCACUAUCAACAUCACCGACAAGCACAUCGCGCUGGCCGGCAAGUCUGGAAUUAUCGGUCGCACUGUUGUGGUUCACGAAGGCACGGAUGACUUUGGAGAGGGAGGUCACGAUGACUCCAAGACCACUGGCCAUGCUGGAGGUCGAGCUGCGUGUGGUGUUAUUGGCAUUGCCAAGUAAAUGGGAUAUAUAUAUAUAUACUCAUUGAAUGUAUUGCUUGUAUAUAUGGGGCUUAUAAGGAAGGGAAAAUCAAUGCUAAGUGAAUGUGGUGCUCAAAAGCUGUAUAUAUAGAAGGCAGAUUCGCAUAAAUAAAUGAAAGAUUUCGGUUUUGUGAACCAAAUGUUCAUAUCUGCAUUUGUGGGUUUAAUUUCUUCCGCGCAAAUCGGCGAUCUAACCAGAUGCAAUUGCCACUGGUGUAUGGCUUUAAUAA
Molecule: messenger RNA, 877 nt
Organism: Sphaeroforma arctica JP610
Lineage: Eukaryota; Ichthyosporea; Ichthyophonida
Product: superoxide dismutase
Exons: 5
Coding region: 178-627 (149 amino acids)
Biological process (GO): removal of superoxide radicals
Molecular function (GO): superoxide dismutase activity; copper ion binding
Source: RefSeq, a predicted model, not a curated record